AUGUCGGACGGCAUGGGGACCCGCUGUGAGGGUUUUUACCCUGGUGCUCGGCCAGGGCGAGGAUUGGGACUCUUAAUGCGGAACUUUACGCCAACCGCACUUGCAAAGCUGGCCGUGAAGCAGAGAGGAAGCGGCGAUUCAGAACAAGGGCAAGGUGCUGACAGCAAAGACAAUACUGAAGAUGUUGACGUCGAUGCUGCAGAUGAAAACGCUAGCGAGAAUGCGAACGAUCCACCAGCUCCAUCAAUGGCCAAGAGACGACGGCUUGACGAUGAGGUGGCCGAACCUGAAAAGCAGGAAGACGUGAAGCAGGCCGUUGUGAUACAGACUCUUGUUCCGGAUGGCACGAAAAAACAACGUGCUCCAGUGGUUAGUUCGAUUUCGGGGCCAGCUUUUCAUGAUUGCAAAGGUGAUCCAGUGUUCACGUUUGGAAACUACGCGACGUAUUACAACUAUCGAACACAUGAUGGUAGGUUAGAGGCUAUUGCCAAACACCUAGACUUACGAGGAAAGCAUAUGCUGGACGUUGGCUGUAAUGUCGGUGACGUGACUUCGGAGCUUGCGCGUAGGGCCUUGUUUUGUUCUGCUGCUGAACAGACUGGAGCAGGAGAAAAAGUACGCGACACAUCUUCAUUUAGUUUUAGUUCUUCCAAUCCGGAAAUCAACAUCAAGGCUGCAUCCCCGCCGAUAGUUGUAGGAUGCGACAUCGACGCUAGCCUGAUAGCGAAAGCUGCAUGUCGUCACCUUUAUCCCGGAACAAGAGAUAAUGCUGAGCUAACCCUAACAACAGAGUCCUCUUCCAGCUCCUCAACUGAAGUUUGUUGGAGGUUAUCAACUCCUUUCUUCGACGUUGCGAAUUUCGCGACCGCAACACACGACAUUCGCUUUUCGAAGCGCUAUGGACUGACUUUUCAUGAACGAGUGACUGAUGGAUGUCAACGAAGUGCGUGCUGCGCUCGAGGUCCUAAUACAGCCGACGAUCGUCGCGACCUUCUUUUCAACGUGGUGUUUGCGUUUUCGAUUACGAAGUGGGUUCAUUACCAAUUUGGAGAUGCCGGCCUGCAGCGGUUUUUCGACCAAAUUUACAUGAACCUUGCCGACGGUGGGCAUUUUGUGCUUGAGCCACAACCUUUUAGCAGUUACCGAAAAAAGAUGAAACUCACCGCAGAAAUUGAGCAUCGCGUUUCUAACGAAAUCCAACUACAUCCCGGAAGCUUCGUGCGAUACCUCACCGAACCCGAAUCGCUGCGUCCGCCACCAGCACCCUCAAGGCAAACACCGCGCGACGACGACGAAGCUGCAAGGGAGUUUCGGCAAAGUCUUUGCUUGUCGAGUCAUCCUGCGGCUGGUGGUUUCGUUCUUCUGCAAAAGAUUCCCGGAAAAUCCCUGUCGGGUGGCUUUGAUCGAGAUAUCCUCAUUUUCACGAAGCGCGACGAGCUGAGGACGACAGCAUAAUGAAACAUUACAUUGAACGAAAAACAUCCCGCCUGCAUCCUCGACGUCGUUCCCUUGUCCAGACCUUUCAUCCCACCAUGAAUUUCAGCGAUUCAGCGGCAACUACUACACGCAUAUAUCGUUUCUCUCAAACUCUCCCCUGGGUUUGCGGGUGCUACUGAUAAACUAUAGCAAGCAUGAUCAGCCUCAUCAUGCAGUAGAGCAGGCCAAGAUGAACUGUGCAUGAAGUAUAGAGUACAUCAGGAUCAGAUUCUGGACUUU
Amoebophrya sp. A25 is the source of this 1716-nucleotide messenger RNA. The record is from the annotation of a GenBank genome assembly. NCBI's taxonomy places the organism in Eukaryota, Dinophyceae, Syndiniales, Amoebophryaceae.